This is a messenger RNA of Myodes glareolus (Bank vole), 2128 nucleotides long. The record is from RefSeq and is a predicted model, not a curated record. NCBI's taxonomy places the organism in Eukaryota, Metazoa, Chordata, Mammalia, Rodentia, Cricetidae.
CUUUUUCUUGUUGUUGUUGUUUUCAGACCAGGCUGGUCUCAAACUCAUAGUGAUCCACCUGCCUCUGCCUCUGAGAGCUGGGAUAAGAAGCGUGUACCACCAACCCUGGCUUACAGACUUUGAGUUUAGUUUAUUUUAAAUGCAUUCUAUUUAUAUUCUAAUUAGAGUUAAACCCCGGUUCUCACCUGUAGCCCAGGCUAGCCUCUCACUCCACCUACCUCUACCCUCUUUGGGCUGAGGGUGUGUGCAACUGUAAACAGCUUCUAUUUCAUGCACUGACUGAGGGGCACACACACCAAGUGUGCCCAGUCUGUGUGAUCACAGGAUAGAGGAUGAAACAAAACGGGAGGCUUAGCUUGUUAGAGGCUCAGGCAGGAACCUGAGUGUCUGACGACCUUUGGUGUCCUGGACCUACAAACCAGGGAGAUAUGCUGUCCUAUGACCUGGAGAGACCCUACGUUCCUCCCACGCACACACAAAAUAAAUAAAAUGUAAUAAAAAAAUCAAGGAAAAACUUUUUUUUAUAAGGAUCUUGAAUCCCAGUCUCAUGGAAAGAUUGCCCACACGCGUCUGACUGAGCACAGCCAGUGUGGAGACCUUGCGGGACCCACUCGCAUCUACCCUCUCACCUUCUAGCCUCAGUUUCCCUAUCAACAGAAAGUGCUCACCAGUCACUGAGUUGGGGGAAACUGAGGCUCAGAAGGGCCUGGUGAAAGUGCCCCCAGUUUCUUCCUAGAGCGCUCAGAGCUGACUGGCCCCAGGAGGAAUUCCUGUGCACCCCUCCCCAUCCCUCGGGAAGCCACUGCCAGGUGGGGUGGGGCGGGACCGUGGGUGUCCCCGGAAUCCCAGGGUGCCAAUUAAGUGUUGGUGGCCCGUCUGGGGUCAGAGCCACAGCCAGCGGGAUGGCAGAGCCAGGCCCAGAGCCGGGGCGCGCUUGGCGGCUGCUGGCCCUGUGCGGGGCUGCGGUGUUUCUGGCGGCUGCCGCGGCCGGAGGGGCGUUGGUGGCCUGGAACCUGGCGGCCUCGACGGCCCGGGGUACCCGCUGCCCUGAGUCCGAGCAGGUGAACGCAACGGUGUGGCCCCCAGACUCAGCGCCUGAGAUCGAAGAACUUAGGCGGCGGCUGGUCGAGGCUGAGCAGCGCCAGGAGAGCCUGGCCGGGUGGCUGCAGCGCGCCGAGGGCGACAGACGGGAGCUGGAGGUGGCGCUCAAGGCCUGCAAGGACCGCCAGAGCCGGCUUCAGACCCAGCUGAAGACCCUGAGGAUCGAGAUGGAAGAGGCCAAAGCCCAAGGCACGCAGAUGGGGCUACAGAAUGGAGAACUGACAGAAGCCUUGGCGCGUUGGGAGGCAGCAGCCACUGAGUCCAAGCAACAAUUGGAAGCGGCUUUACAGCGCGCAGGCGCAGCAGAGGCAGAAGGCGAAGCUUGCGUUGGCCGGGAGGUGGCGCUGCGGGAGCACAUUUACGCCCUGGAAGCCGAGCUAGCUGACCUGCGAAGAGGAUUGCGGCCCCGUCCCCGCUCAGGAUCCAGGUCCAAGCCCAGCAUCCGCUCGCGCCCGAGGUCUGGAUCCACUAAGAGCUGCCGUAGGCCACCUCGUGACCCCCAGUAGGACGGGAGCCUUGGGCCAGGACUGACAGCGUGGGUGAGAUACGUGACCCACAGUGUCCACACGCAGCUUUCCACCCACGACUGCCUCGGUGGCAGCACACAGACUCAGUCCUCCUCUCUAGGAGCACACAGUGCUAGAUCAUCACCACACAGGGAAACUGAGGCUCAUUUUAUCAGGCCGCGAUAGCCCUGGUAACUACACUGCGACCUUCAUCCCAUGGUCAAGAGGCUCGCCCUGUAGGAACGCACAGAACUCCCGUGGGAUUUCAACAGAGAACCGAGGCAUACUCCAGUAAUAAGGUUUACAAAUUCUAAGAAGUCCUAAGGAUCAGGGCCUGGGGCCUGGAAAGUGACCCUGUUCUGGAGGAGAUGCCCACAUGACAAGAAAAGACAGUGCAGGAAGUAGGAAGGGGCGCUGUGUGGCUCACAUGGAGGGAAGGGGCUCUCUCUGGGUCUCAAAAAAAAAAAUCAUUGAAAGACCAGUGGUUCCCCUCCCACCUCCCUUCCUGAUUCUCCCUCCCC